ACCACCAUGCUUGAUGAGCUUGGGGUCGAGUCUAUUGACGAUCUGACCUUGAUGGAGGAGAGGGAUCUGGUGACAUACCUCAAACCUAUCCAAAGUCGGAAGUUAAUGAAGGGCAUCAAGGAUGGACUUGUUACUCUUAAUAUGGAGGUGGUCUCUCCUCCAGAUCAAAGUGCUCCAAGUUCCCCAGCUCCAAGUUCUCCAAACACUCUGGCCACUCCUCAAGCCUUCCAGCCUCCAAAUCAGCUGUUGGCCAGCCCUCCAAGCACUGCCCCAAGCACAUCAAGCGCUUCACAGCCUGGCGUACCAUGGCAUAUGGACUUUCAUCUCAACUGGGACCAGGUGUCAUCAGCCAUUCGACUUAGAGUGGAAAAAGAAGAAAGACCAUUGCCAGACGAAAGAAAGGCUUUUGUGGUCGUGCUUGUGGACCAAAUGAUGCAACACGACCGCAACCCAUCCAGAGCCAUGUGCCACAACGUUGUGAGAAACAUUGUCAGGAGCUAUCCAAAAACAUUUGGCGACAUUGGCAAGCACGGUGAUACUGCUGAAGACGGAUGUCAUUCUCUUCUGCAACAAGUAAAAACAAGAGUGGAGUACAAAAAUAGGAAUAAUACUCUUGCUCGACGCCGCAGAGAAGGAAGACAGCGCACGGGAAUGGCAGGAGAGGCCAGACUGGCCAGAGGUCCUGUUGACCAAUACGGGUGUGUGAGGUGGGGACCAGCAGAUUUGCCAGAGGGGGAGACCGAGGCAACGUUGGAGAAUAUGAAGAGGGAUCUGCUCAACAUCUACUCAGAGGAAGGAAUGAGUGGGGCAGAGAGAGCAGAACCAAUAAUGAAAAAGACAUACGUCAUCCUGCGGAAAUACCUUAACAAAGUGCCUGCCCCAGCGAUGUCCGAGAUCAAACUGGAGUGGCCGUUUCUCUUCUCUCAGAAAUGCCUAUUCUCACACUUUGGCCUCCUGAUGGACAUCGAUGUCCUUCAAAAACUGCAGGAGGCAAUUAGUCGACGAGGACAGACCAUCCUGGAUUACUGUGCAACACUGGACAACCCCAAGAUCCGCGAUGUUCUGGCCUGCUAUGAUCCAGACUCUGACAAGGCUGCCUGCAUCCUGCUGCUCCUAAUGUCGUACUUCAAGGAGCCGAAGGAGAAUUUGAUGCUUGAAGUUGAUCCAUGUGCCACUGCUGUGGACGUUAAUACUGCAGAACUCCCCAGCACCCCCUGCUUGAUCAUUCAAAGUGACAUGAUGAAGCCCUCUGGAUGGCUUAUAUCCAUUGAGGGACAUGUCGUAAUGGGCCCACACCCUUUGUUUUUACACGGAGUAGCUGCUUUCUUCAGCAGCUAUUACAUCUUCAACCUUGAGUAUCCUGCCGCUGGAUCGUCGACACUGGAGUUCAUUCAAAGGUGCUUCUUGGGCAUCAAUCCUGAAAGAGGCUCAAAGACCAAGAAGCGGACAACAAUGAACCCUCAUGAAGGUAGAGGGCUGUACAUGCAGCGAAAUGCUACCACCCCAGUCAUGCUGGUAAAUGGUAAUCCAGAAGUCUGCCUCAAGAGGGAUUUAAGAGUCACAAGAGCUACUGUGGCAUUCUUACUCCAGCUAAUUUCUUCACCACGAGACCACGGUUGGGGCCAGGAGAUGGAGGCUCUUGUUUUUUCUCUAUAGCUUGGCCUAUGGACUGUCACUCUCUGUGGUGAGGGCAGCCUUUGGACUUCUGGAGAGCACACAAGAUGGUCCGCCAAGUUUGCAGUGAGAUGAACGCCAGGCUCUCCACUGUUCUAUCGCUGUCAUCACUGCAUGAGAUCCCUACCGUUGCCUUAGGCUUCAGUAGACUUGCACAGAGUCCUGCAUUUCCUCAUGUUGCUGGUGCCAUAGAUGGAUGUCACAUCCACAUGCAAGCUCCAGGUAACCAGCACCGUCUUGAACUAUAAGCUGUUUCUAUCAAUACAAAUGCAGGCCAUUUGUGUAGCGGGUUUCUUGAUGUGUCCGUGGGCUAUCCAGGCUCAGUACAUGAUGCCAGGGUAUUGCGUAACAUCCCAUUCUUCCACAAAGCCCUCUACCCUCCAGCUGGCUAUUACCUCCUUGGGGACGGGGCCUACCUGUGCCUGGGCAUGUCAAUUGGCAUCCUGAUGCCUUACGAGCACCCUCUGCAAGGUCAGAUCCAGGAGAGGUUUAACGUGCAUCACUCCAAAGCUCAUUCUGUUGUUGAACAAGCUUUUGGAAAAAUGAAAUCCUGCUGGCGAGCCACACUGUCCAAAGCCCUGGAGGUCCAUUCACAUUUCACACUGGACAUCAUUGCUUGCUGUGCAUUUCUCCACAAUCUCUGCAUCAUCAUGAACAAAGUUCAGGAUGAGACGGAGGACCUCCCACCCAAUGAACGUCUCCAGAAUGGUCCCACCACUGGUGCAGGUGUACAGGAACACCUUGGACACCACUUAAGGGACAGGAUUGCUCCCACCUGUCUGAACCUGUCCACUUGCCACCACAGCUGAAUGAUCGGGAUUAUUUUUGAAUAUAGUGCACAUUUUGUUUGAAUUUCAUUUGUGCACAUUUCUCAUUUCUCCAUGAAAAAAAAAUAGCAGAUGUGAUUUAGCCAAUUAAAACUGCACAAGUUUGCCCUAAAAACUUAUUUUCUCUUUUUCUCUUUAGCACGACGAAUUUUUCCCUACAACAUGUCUUUUCUAAAGUUGCUCAACUAUUAAUUCCCCAAAUCCUGCCAAACAUGUAUGUAGGGGCACUUGAACCUCUCUCCAUGACAAAAAUGUUACAUUACCAUAGGUUCACUUCUACCACUUCUGUGUAACCCCAAACAACACAUAUGCAAUAGACUGCCGUGACACUACAGUUUUUGCAUGGUUUAUAAGUGAAAUACACAAUAAAUAAUUCAUUUAAAAUGCUGGUAUGCAGUUGUUGUGCUUCAUAGCCUUUUCACUUGGGGGAUGAUGACAUUUCCUGUGUUGACAUGUAGUUUCCUUCAGAACUGCAACUGUGUAAUUUUUUGGGUAUAGACCACAUGUCACAUCAGUAUAUUCCUUGCAUAUUCAUCCUUUUGUACAAGUGAAAAUGGGCAAUUUUUCUGAUAUGCAACUGUCAAGAUCCAUUUUAAAGGUGAGUUGUUAUACAGUAAUUCUAUAAAGUAUGUUUAUCCCGUGACAACAAAGUUACCUUGUAUCUCUUCUUGAGGUUUACCACUUCUUUGAUGCUUGUUUGGGUGACACGAUGCCCUCCAGGUCUAAUUCUUUGAUAAUGAAUCUAUUAAGCAAGUAUAAACUGAAUUUAAAUUGUUUAACUUCAAUAAUUGCACUGAAAUCUGAAUCUGAAUGGCAGAAUUUUAAACAAAAUGUAUCCAAAACUUGCUCCAAAACUAUAAUUGUUCCUCAGUGAAAAUUAGAUGUCUAUACCUCCAAGUGGAUCAUUUCAAAUUAAAAUACAUGAUUCAAAUUCAGUUUCUCGUGAAACAUGUUUUUGCCCAUAUGGCAGACUCAUUACAUUCACUCCACAAUAAACCUAAAGCCCAGCAUACACUGUACGAUUUUUGACCGGAUUUGACCCGAUUUUUGAGACGCACGACCUACCGACGCUCGGGCUGGAUUUCCGCUU
Molecule: messenger RNA, 3591 nt
Organism: Epinephelus moara (kelp grouper)
Lineage: Eukaryota; Metazoa; Chordata; Actinopteri; Perciformes; Serranidae
Exons: 9
Coding region: 7-1656 (549 amino acids)
Source: RefSeq, a predicted model, not a curated record